AUGCGAAUGCUGCGUCGGACUUUUCGGGGACUUGCCAGUUCGACAGACGGCGGGAGUGUCGACAAGAAGACGUUUCUCAAGUGUUUUCCAAUGCGUGGACUCCUUGGCGAGCGGUUGGUUGACGUCAUGGACCAGAGCAGCUCCGGGUCCAUCGACUUGAACGAGUUUGUCUACGGCCUCGCGAUUCUCUUUCGUGGCUCACGGGAGGAAAAGCUCAAGUUCGUGUUCGACCUCUGCGACCUCAGCGAGACCCAGGCCAUCUCCCGGUGCGAGCUCAGGACGAUGCUGUACCAAUUCCCGGAUUCGGCGUUCCAGUUGAUCAAGCUGAAGACGAAUCGAGAAGACGCGAGGGACUCGCGAGAGAAAACGCCGACUUUACCCAAAGCUAUGCACACGAUUGAGGCGUUAGUUGACUCGGCUUUUCCUUCGCCAUGGCCACCCAGCACGCGACUCAGCUUCCAGCUAUUCUAUCACUGGUGCGAGAACACUCCGGGUGUCGCGAACUUCAUGGUGAGUGUCCUGCCUGUAGAAGACCACGCAGUCCGAAGUGCUGCAACGUGUUUCCAUCAGAUCGAUGCCGCAACACUUGCGACCUUAGCAGAUCGAUGGCCGUCACAGCCUCAACGUCUCUGUCUUGGUGAGCGCGCAAGACGUUGCACGAAGCAGAGCUCGUGUGCGAACCUGCAUGUCAAUCGGUUUGCUGCACAGGCAGACGCGAUCUCCUUUGCCCAUGGACACAACCGAGAGGAGCUGGAGAGGACUCGCACAGCACGACAGCGUAUGAAACACACUUGCGAUACCGACAGCGUGGCUUCGUAUGUUCAAGCAGCUCACGCUGGAGCAGAAGACUUGUGCUGGACAACCGGUCAGUUGUGGAAGCGGGGAUCACGUCUGCACAAGAUGAUCAGGCGCCACUACGCAUUGCGGGGCAAUUUCCUGUACUCCUACGCCUCUACGGACGACCGAGCACCUCGUGGCGUGACCUUCUUGAGUGAUUGCUACGUUGCAACGCAGCCACUGCAGAUCGAGGUCGUCGAGAAUGGAGUGCACUACUUUGGCAUUGACAUCGUCCCGGAGCCCGGGAGUGCACGUGCAAAGCGAACCGUGUUUGCACGCUCGCAAGAAGCGCAACGACGAUGGGCAACUGCGUUACGCCAAGCUACGGAAAAAGUCUCGAUCGAGGAGGUGUACAGCAUUGGCGCACAGCUAGGCUGCGGACGCUUUGCCAAGGUGUGCGAAGCCACCCACAACCUCACUGGCGUCAAGUCGGCCGUGAAGAUUAUCGACAAGAGCACGUUGAAAGGCCACGAACGGGAAUUGUUGCGGACGGAGAUCGCGAUCUUGAAACUCGUGCAUCACCCGAGGAUCAUCCGCUUGUCCGAUGUGUACGAAGACCGUCAGUUCAUCUUCAUUGUCAUGGAACUCGUGUCCGGUGGUGAGCUACUCGAUCGCAUCGUCCAACGUGCGAGAUAUACUGAAGCCGAAGCUCGUGUUGUCAUGCAUUCGCUGCUUGAAAGCGUGCAUUACUUGCACCAACUGGGCAUCGUACAUCGAGAUCUCAAGCCGGAGAACAUACUCUGCGGUGACAGCCUGACAGAGAUCAAGAUUGCAGACUUUGGACUGGCAAAGCUCGUUUGCCCGGACGAGGUCAUGAAAGUGCCUUGUGGCACGCUGAACUAUGUGGCGCCAGAGGUGCUAGCCCUUGCGGGUUAUGGCCGUGAAGCCGAUCUUUGGUCCCUCGGAGUCAUCAUGUAUCUACUACUGCGAGGCGAGCUGCCUUUCAAUGGAAAGACCAAGGGCGAUGUCAUCAAGAAGACGUUGCACGCAGUUGUUGAUCUCGAAGCGGAUCCAGCUUGGAGACGUUUGUCCAGCGCAGGAAAAAAGCUCUUGCGUGGUCUGCUCACGAAAGACCCUGCGAGUCGUCUUACGGCUCAAGAUGCCUUAGGGCACGACUGGUUUUCCAAUUGA
Molecule: messenger RNA, 1968 nt
Organism: Peronospora matthiolae
Lineage: Eukaryota; Oomycota; Peronosporomycetes; Peronosporales; Peronosporaceae
Source: the annotation of a GenBank genome assembly